AUGAUCCAAACGAACACAGAAGAGCAUCCAGAUUGGUUUUAUAAACAACAAAUAAAAAGGAAAGCUCGAGAUAAUCUUUAUAAUAAUGGCAAUAAUAAUUAUGCUAAUGGAAAUGUAAAAGGAGAGAAUGUAAAUAACAACAAUAUUAUUGAUUAUGAUUAUGAUUUUGAUGAUAUACCAACAACCUCGGAUUUGCACAAAAUGAGUAUAAACGUACCUGAAAAAACGAUCCUAGCAACAUAUAAAGAAUACUAUUCAAUAACAAGAGAUUUAUUGAAAUUAAUCUAUGACAAGAAUAAUUUAAAAAAUUCAAAGAUAUUAGAGUUGGAAAAUGAAAGCACGUCAUCAUCCUACUCACCACCAGAACCAGAACUAUCAGUUUCGUCAUCUUUUUAUUCACCACCAGAACAGUCAACAUUAACAUCAUCUUCCAUUAACAAAACACUCGAUGGAAAAGACGUCUUUGUGCUGAUGCCAACUGGCAGAGGGAAAAGUUUAUGUCACCAAUUGCCCGCAAUGGUAGAAACUGGAAAAGCAAAAGGGAUAACGAUUGUAAUUUCCCCAUUGCUUUCGCUAAUUAUAGAUCAAGUUUAUAAUUUGAACAGGCAUGAUAUAUCGACCUUAUGUUUGUAUGGUGAACAAGAAGCUAAUCAAAGACAAAAUGUAUUUACUGAAUUUGAAAAAUAUAUACCAAGUUGCAAAAUUUUUUAUUUAACUCCUGAGAUGUUAAAUAGAAGUACUGCAAUAAAAAGGUUGUACGAUAGACAACAAUUGGCAAGAUUCAUUAUUGAUGAGGCUCAUUGUGUUAGCCAACGGGGUCUUUGUCCCAAAGAUAGUAGUAAUAAGGUGUUGGCAAAUCUUGUAAAACUCAUUCAAAGUCAUAGAGGCAGGUUGGAUGUUAUUUAUUGCACAGUUAAAAUCAAAUGUGAAAACAUUGCAAAAUACCUGCAACAAUCAAGAAUCUCCACCAAGUAUUACCAUUCAGGUUUAGACAAGGCAGAUAGAAUAAAUGUGCAAAAUGAAUGGCAACCCGGCAAGCUUGCAGGUUGUCAUUGCAACCACUGCCUUCGGAAUGGGAAUCGACAAACCCAAUGUAAGGUUUGUGAUUCAUUACUUGCUACCACAAUCCCUAGAAGGAUGAUAGAUGGCGGAGAUGGAACUGAAAUGCAAAAACAACAACAGCUCUUAAAUUUAUUUUCAAUGAUGAAGUCUUGUGAAAAUAAUAUUGAUUGUAGAAGGCAGCAAUUGUUAGGUUAUUUUGCAGAAAACUUCAAUCCAGCAGAAUGCCAACAAACGUGCAAUAAUUGUCGAGAGCUUAUAAAUCAUCAAGUUGUGGAAACAGAUUAUUCAUAUGUAGCAAAAAGAUUAUCGAAUAAUACUAAACCAACUAAAGAAUUGAUGAUAAAAAAAAUAUCACCCAAACUUUCUAAAACUACUUGGCGCUUUUCAGCAACAGAAUAUGAAGAACGUUUGACUUUUGACAUUGCUGUGGGAAAAAUGAAUUAG
Molecule: messenger RNA, 1506 nt
Organism: Entrophospora candida
Lineage: Eukaryota; Fungi; Glomeromycota; Glomeromycetes; Entrophosporales; Entrophosporaceae
Source: the annotation of a GenBank genome assembly